Messenger RNA from Closterium sp. Naga37s-1, 3966 nucleotides. The record is from the annotation of a GenBank genome assembly. Lineage: Eukaryota; Viridiplantae; Streptophyta; Zygnematophyceae; Desmidiales; Closteriaceae.
AUGGGGAAUGAGGUACCAUGGGGAAGGAGGUACCAUGGGGAAGGAGGUACCAUGGGGAUGGAGGUACCAUGGGGAAGGAUUUACCAUGGGGAAGGAGGUACCAUGGGGAAGGAGGUACCAUGGGGAAGGAGGUACCAUGGGGAAGGAGGUACCAUGGGGAAGGAGGUACCAUGGGGAAGGAGGUAUCAUGGGGAAGGAGGUACCAUGGGGAAGGAGGUACCAUGGGGAAGGAGGUACCAUGGGGAAGGAGGUACCAUGGGGAAGGAGGUACCAUGGGGAAGGAGGUACCAUGGGGAAGGAGGUACCAUGGGGAAGGAGGUAUCAUGGGGAAGGAGGUACCAUGGGGAAGGAGGUACCAUGGGGAAGGAGGUACCAUGGGGAAGGAGGUACCAUGGGGAAGGAGUACAAUGGGGAAGGAGAUACCAUGGGAAAGGAGAUACCAUGGGGAAGGAGGUACCAUGGGGAAGGAGGUACCAUGGGAAAGGAGAUACCAUGGGGAAGGAGGUACCAUGGGGAAGGAGGUACCAUGGGGAAGGAGGUACCAUGGGGAAGGAGGUACCAUGGGGAAGGAGGUACCAUGGGGAAGGAGGUACCAUGGGGAAGGAGAUACCAUGGGGAAGGAGAUACCAUGGGGAAGGAGGUACCAUGGGGAAGGGGGUACCAUGGGGAAGGGGGUACCAUGGGGAAGGAGGUACCAUGGGGAAGGAGGUACCAGGUACCAUGGGGAAGGAGAUACCAUGGGGAAGGAGGUACCAUGGAGAAGGAGGUACCAUGGGGAAGGAGAUACCAUGGGGAAGGAGAUACCAUGGGGAAGGAGGUACCAUGGGGAUGGAGAUACGAUGGGGAAGGAGAUACCAUGGGGAAGGAGGUACCAUGAGGAAGGAGAUACCAUGGGGAAGGAGGUACCAUGGGGAAGGAGGUACCAUGGGGAAGGAGGUACCAUGGGGAAGGAGGUACCAUGGGGAAGGAGGUACCGUGGGGAAGGAGAUACCAUGGGGAAGGAGAUACCAUGGGGAAGGAGAUACCAUGGGGAAGGAGGUACCAUGGGGAAGGAGAUACCAUGGGGAAGGAGGUACCAUGGGGAAGGAGGUACCAUGGGGAAGGAGAUACCAUGGGGAAGGAGGUACCAUGGGGAAGGAGAUACCAUGGGGAAGGAGAUACCAUGGGGUAGGAGGUACCAUGGGGAAGGAGGUACCAUGGGGAAGGAGGUACCAUGGGGAAGGAGGUACCAUGGGGAAGGAGGUACCAUGGGGAAGGAGGUAUCAUGGGGAAGGAGGUACCAUGGGGAAGGAGGUACCAUGGGGAAGGAGGUACCAUGGGGAAGGAGGUACCAUGGGGAAGGAGGUACCAUGGGGAAGGAGGUACCAUGGGGAAGGAGAUACCAUGGGGAAGGAGGUACCAUGGGGAAGGAGAUACCAUGGGGAAGGAGAUACCAUAAGGAAGGAGAUACCAUGGGGAAGGAGGUACCAUGGGAAGGAGGUACCAUGGGGAAGGAGGUACCAUGGGGAUGGAGGUACCAUGGGGAAGGAUUUACCAUGGGGAAGGAGGUACCAUGGGGAAGGAGGUACCAUGGGGAAGGAGGUACCAUGGGGAAGGAGGUACCAUGGGAAGGAGGUACCAUGGGGAAGGAGGUACCAUGGGGAAGGAGGUACCAUGAGGAAGGAGGUACCAUGGGGAAGGAGGUAUCAUGGGGAAGGAGGUACCAUGGGGAAGGAGGUACCAUGGGGAAGGAGGUACCAUGGGGAAGGAGGUACCAUGGGGAAGGAGGUACCAUGGGGAAGGAGGUACCAUGGGGAAGGAGGUACCAUGGGGAAGGAGGUAUCAUGGGGAAGGAGGUACCAUGGGGAAGGAGGUACCAUGGGGAAGGAGGUACCAUGGGGAAGGAGAUACCAUGGGGAAGGAGGUACCAUGGGGAAGGAGAUACCAUGGGGAAGGAGAUACCAUGGGGAAGGAGGUACCAUGGGGAAGGAGGUACCAUGGGGAAGGAGGUACCAUGGGGAAAGGGAUACCAUGGGGAAUGAGGUACCAUGGGGAAGGAGGUACCAUGGGGAAGGAGGUACCAUGGGGAAGGAGAUACCAUGGGGAAGGAGGUACCAUGGGGAAGGAGGUACCAUGGGGAAGGAGGUACCAUGGGGAAGGAGGUACCAUGGGGAAGGAGGUAUCAUGGGGAAGGAGGUACCAUGGGGAAGGAGGUACCAUGGGGAAGGAGGUACCAUGGGGAAGGAGGUACCAUGGGGAAGGAGGGUACCAUGGGGAAGGAGGUAUCAUGGGGAAGGAGGUACCAUGGGGAAGGAGGUACCAUGGGGAAGGAGGUACCAUGGGGAAGGAGGUACCAUGGGGAAGGAGGUACAAUGGGGAAGGAGAUACCAUGGGAAAGGAGAUACCAUGGGGAAGGAGGUACCAUGGGGAAGGAGGUACCAUGGGAAAGGAGAUACCAUGGGGAAGGAGGUACCAUGGGGAAGGAGGUACCAUGGGGAAGGAGGUACCAUGGGGAAGGAGGUACCAUGGGGAAGGAGGUACCAUGGGGAAGGAGGUACCAUGGGGAAGGAGAUACCAUGGGGAAGGAGAUACCAUGGGGAAGGAGGUACCAUGGGGAAGGGGGUACCAUGGGGAAGGGGGUACCAUGGGGAAGGAGGUACCAUGGGGAAGGAGGUACCAGGUACCAUGGGGAAGGAGAUACCAUGGGGAAGGAGGUACCAUGGGGAAGGAGGUACCAUGGGGAAGGAGAUACCAUGGGGAAGGAGAUACCAUGGGGAAGGAGGUACCAUGGGGAUGGAGAUACGAUGGGGAAGGAGAUACCAUGGGGAAGGAGGUACCAUGAGGAAGGAGAUACCAUGGGGAAGGAGGUACCAUGGGGAAGGAGGUACCAUGGGGAAGGAGGUACCAUGGGGAAGGAGGUACCAUGGGGAAGGAGGUACCGUGGGGAAGGAGAUACCAUGGGGAAGGAGAUACCAUGGGGAAGGAGAUACCAUGGGGAAGGAGGUACCAUGGGGAAGGAGAUACCAUGGGGAAGGAGGUACCAUGGGGAAGGAGGUACCAUGGGGAAGGAGAUACCAUGGGGAAGGAGGUACCAUGGGGAAGGAGAUACCAUGGGGAAGGAGAUACCAUGGGGUAGGAGGUACCAUGGGGAAGGAGGUACCAUGGGGAAGGAGGUACCAUGGGGAAGGAGGUACCAUGGGGAAGGAGGUACCAUGGGGAAGGAGGUAUCAUGGGGAAGGAGGUACCAUGGGGAAGGAGGUACCAUGGGGAAGGAGGUACCAUGGGGAAGGAGGUACCAUGGGGAAGGAGGUACCAUGGGGAAGGAGGUACCAUGGGGAAGGAGAUACCAUGGGGAAGGAGGUACCAUGGGGAAGGAGAUACCAUGGGGAAGGAGAUACCAUAAGGAAGGAGAUACCAUGGGGAAGGAGGUACCAUGGGGAAGGAGGUACCAUGGGGAAGGAGGUACCAUGGGGAUGGAGGUACCAUGGGGAAGGAUUUACCAUGGGGAAGGAGGUACCAUGGGGAAGGAGGUACCAUGGGGAAGGAGGUACCAUGGGGAAGGAGUACCAUGGGGAAGGAGGUACCAUGGGGAAGGAGGUACCAUGGGGAAGGAGGUACCAUGGGGAAGGAGGUACCAUGGGGAAGGAGGUAUCAUGGGGAAGGAGGUACCAUGGGGAAGGAGGUACCAUGGGGAAGGAGGUACCAUGGGGAAGGAGGUACCAUGGGGAAGGAGGUACCAUGGGGAAGGAGGUACCAUGGGGAAGGAGGUACCAUGGGGAAGGAGGUAUCAUGGGGAAGGAGGUACCAUGGGGAAGGAGGUACCAUGGGGAAGGAGGUACCAUGGGGAAGGAGAUACCAUGGGGAAGGAGGUACCAUGGGGAAGGAGAUACCAUGGGGAAGGAGAUACCAUGGGGAAGGAGGUACCAUGGGGAAGGAGGUACCAUGGGGAAGGAGGUACCAUGGGGAAAGGGAUACCAUGGGGAAUGA